Messenger RNA from Nymphalis io (European peacock), 926 nucleotides. RefSeq names its product lopap (gene Karl). The transcript is spliced from 5 exons. Lineage: Eukaryota; Metazoa; Arthropoda; Insecta; Lepidoptera; Nymphalidae. Bases 157 to 858 code for a protein of 233 amino acids. The record is from RefSeq and is a predicted model, not a curated record.
UACCACUCGUAUGAAUAAUACGUCAACAACUGUCGUAAUAAAAUAGAAACAUUUGACAAUCAAUACCUUUUGAAAUCCUAAUAACCGCGCUUUUUGCAGUUUUUCUUAAAUUUGGCAAGGGCGUUACAGUAUAGUGCUUAAUAUUUAAAAAAAAAAAUGAUGCGAGCAAUUUUUUAUUUAAUGGCGCUCGUGGUGAUAAGUAUGGUGGAUGGGAGGAUUGUUGACAAACGAAAAUGUCCAGAAGUGAGAGCUGUACCCCAUUUUGAUUUAUCUCAGAUGCUGGGCGAUUGGUACGUAGUGGAAUACUACGCUAGUGCUGAAGAAGCGCUUUCUUAUAGCUGCAUGAGAGCUGUUUUCACUGAAGAUGACCAUGUUCAAGCUGAAGACGGUUCCAUAGAGUGGACGCCUGGUGUGACGAUGAAUUUCACAUAUCGCUUUGCUGAUGACCCACUCGGUGAAAAUCUAUUAGGAAAUAUUACUUGGAAAGUCGAUCUAAAUGAACCAGCUCAUUGGACUCAUUCUGAAAUAACAUACGAUGGUAUUUACAAUACGUAUGUGCUAGACACGGAAUACAAAACUUGGAUGCUGUUACUCCAUUGUGCUGAACAGCGUGAAGGUGCGAGAUAUCUCAGCGCGUUUGUGCUGUCCAGAAAGACUACACUACCUAAAAAUGUUAUGGCGUAUUUGAGGGAUAAGUUGCCGAGAUACGACGUUGACGUCAAAUACGUUUUCCCUAUCCAGCACGAAGAUUGUCAAGAGAAACCAGCGAAGUCCGACUACUCUCCGAUCCUUGUCGAGGUCGGCAGUAAGACACCGAAGAGACCCGGCGUCACGUACAAAGUUGCCUUCGGACAUUGAACGUUGAUAUUAUUUGAAAUUUGAAUUCCACAUUAUAUAUCUCUUAUCAUUAAAAUACAUACACAAUA